This is a messenger RNA of Exophiala oligosperma, 1185 nucleotides long. RefSeq lists its product as uncharacterized. The transcript is spliced from 2 exons. The coding region runs from base 238 to 1116 and encodes 292 amino acids. NCBI's taxonomy places the organism in Eukaryota, Fungi, Ascomycota, Eurotiomycetes, Chaetothyriales, Herpotrichiellaceae. Gene Ontology annotation, molecular function: methyltransferase activity. The record is from RefSeq and is a predicted model, not a curated record.
CAACCCCUACAGAACCAAUUUUCGUAUUGGAUUACUAUUCCUUCCUUAUUGCCAAGCUCGCUCUUCGUGCCGCUCCACGGGGUCUGUCGGUUGGGUGGUGUGCCUUGCGCCUCGCGCCUCAUCAGACGAGAUGGGCGUAAGCCAAUGAUCAGCCAGCCGUGACACCCCUUGGAUCUCGAUAAAGUCCAUUGUUGUUUUACGAAUCUCAAACCCUAGCCGAGAAGUUCCUACCAAGCCAUGGACAAGUCGACGGUAUACCAGGCCGUCAACAAUGGCUACUCUUCCAUCGCAUUCGAAGCCUACAAGGGCUCAAAUCCAUCGCAGACCUCCAAGAGCGCCAAUAUCGCGGCCUUGUUCGGCUACUCUGCUCAAGACCUCGCGACGCUCCCAGCCGGCACCAACCUAGGUCUUUCAUGUGGCAACCCUCUCGCCACGGCGAACCUGCAGCCAUCGGAGACGAUGCUCGAUCUCGGCUCCGGGGGUGGAUUGGAUUGUCUCAUUGCAGCGAACCAGAUUUUAAAGGCCGACCCAACCCCAAAGGGCAAAAUAUACGGUGUCGACAGAAGUACCAAGAUGAUUGAACUCGCCAGACGGAACGCAGUCAAGGCAGAUCUACCCAAGGGACUGGUUGAAUUCGUCGAGGCGCCCAUUACUCGGAUCCCCCUCCCAGACGCCUCCAUCGAUCUGGUCGUGAGUAACUGCGUCAUCAAUCUCGUCCCGGAUGAGGACAAGCCGAGGGUCUUCAAAGAGAUCUACCGACUCUUGAAACCAGGUGGACGCGUGGCCAUCAGCGAUCUGCUCGCCCUCAAGCCCAUGCCGGAUCAUGUCCGAAAGGAUGCAGCGUUGCUCGUCGGCUGUGUCGCCGGGGCGAGUUUGGUGGACGAGUACCGGCGCUGGAUGGUCGAUGCGGGCUUUGAAGAAUCUGGAAUUGCGUUUGUCAACACAAACAAAGAUCUCAACGUCUAUCAUUCACAAGACGCCGAGGUUUCGUGCUGUGGAUCUGCGAGUAAAGCUUCUUCCAAGGCCGCUGUGGCAGACCGGGGAAAUGCCGAAGAGUUGGAUUUUAAUACUUGGGUCGCUGCGUAUCAGAUAUACGCUGUCAAGGGUACAUCAUAGGUCUGAACUGAGUAUGAGAAUACGUAGAUUGUAGUCACAGUGGAUUUGUUAUUAUACCCAACUUUUCGC